AUGCCCCGUGCCCCACAGAAAUGGACACCAGAGGAGGACAAGCUCCUCUGCCGAGAAGUUCACAGUCAAUUGACCGAAGGGAGAGUACGAGAUUGGCGAUCAAUAGCGACCAAGAUUCCCGGUCGAACUAAUAAAGAUUGUCGCAAACGCUGGCACAACGUACUGUCCGGCGGAUUAAACAAGGGAUACUGGACAGAGGAAGAAGACAAACUCUUAACUCACGCAGUACAAACACAUGGAGAAACAUGGACCGUGGUCGCAGAUGUCGUCAAAACACGAAGUGCAGAUCAAUGUGCCAAGCGGUGGAAACAAUGCCUUGAUCCCCAACUAGACCGCAGUGAAUGGACAGAGCUUGAGAAUCGACGGUUAAUGGAGGCAUGCGCUGUCAAGGGGCGCCGGUGGAAAGAGAUCCAGAUGGAACAUUUCCCGACCCGGUCGCGGAACUCGAUAAAGAACCAACACACGAUUCUCACUCGUCGAUACAACAAACUAAAGAACUUGCGAGAAGCUCAGAAUGCUGUGAGCGUCGAGCCUGUACCUGAAGACGCUAGCUCGACGCCGAGUUCAUAUGAGGACUCGGGAGACAACACCAUCGAUAGCAGCGAUGAAGAUAGCGGCCUGGGAAGCGGCAGCACAGAGAGCAGCGAAAUUCAUGACCCCCGUAUCGCCGACGACGACGUGCCGAUGAGCAUCAACCCCGCAGAUAUCAUGGCCUUCCCACCCCAUGGGGUACCGGGGCAUAACGGCAUUGUGAACGGUUCAUCAUGGAAUAUGGCCGGCGCAUUGUCGGGAGAUCCUUGGGGUUUGCCCUCGGUAGGCGAGACUGAUAGCAUGGGAAUCUUCUUCGGUGGCAUGAUGCCCGAUCUGCAUACUGUCCCGCCGGAAGCAUUGCACGGUUUCAACCUUGAAGACGCGGCCACAGGCAAAGAUUGCAUUUGCCCCAGCUUGAUAUCACCCACAGAAGAGUUUCCCGGUGAAUAUAACCAUGGCGAUAAAUUCUUCGACGAGCUGAGCGUGUCAGCCAUGGAUACCGAGGAGCAGACCCUCAUGUCGUUGCAAGAAACUGUCACAUCCGGGAAACGAUGCGGGAAAAUCGUGCUGACGGUCGAGGAGCCCGACAAUGAUACGGUUGAGUCGUUAGUACAAAUUGCUUUCUCAAGCAAAUCGCGGUUUCAUUUCGCCCGCGAGUGA
Molecule: messenger RNA, 1191 nt
Organism: Aspergillus alliaceus
Lineage: Eukaryota; Fungi; Ascomycota; Eurotiomycetes; Eurotiales; Aspergillaceae
Product: Homeodomain-like protein
Exons: 6
Coding region: 1-1191 (396 amino acids)
Source: RefSeq, a predicted model, not a curated record